CGAGGGCGCUCGUUUCUCCAUGCUCGCGCGCGGCGCCUUUGCUCGCUAUGAUCGAUUUUUUAGGUCUAGGGCGCUGAUCGGGUCGCGGCGUAGUGUAGCUUCUUGCUAGCGAGCGAGGGGAGUGGCAGUCUCAAUCUCAUCAUCUUUGAUUGAUUGAUUGAUCUUCUUGCCCAGAUUUCUCCCAGAAUCGACAUUUAUUUGCUCGAAAUAUGGCUCUGGGCCCUGGCAGCGCCAAUCUUUCCAAGAAAUCUCCCGAGGUACCGGCAUUUACUCGGAUCAACAGUCAAAUUUCCGGCCAUGGACCCCUUUCCUGUUCCGUUAUAGAGCGAUCGCGAGCAAUGGCGCCGGGUAGGAUUUCUGGAAGCUGUGAUGCGGCUGGAAACACCUAAUCCGAGCAGCCGAGCUGCGAUUAGGUGCCGGGCAGGCGGUCCUGGCAUCGAUCAACGCAGGUAUGGUGUGGAUCGUUUCUUUAAUUGUAAGACUUGAUUAUUUCUCUUUCGGGAUGGAUGAAUGAAUGAAUCUGGAAGCUUGUGUGUUCUUGCAGGCGGUAGCUCAAGAAAAAAAAUUCUAGGCAAGAGUUUUUUUCUUCGCGUGAUAUGGCAACGAGACAGACGACGAGCCAGCACAUUGUGUCAGGAAUUUUUUGAGAUAAAAGGAGAAGAGGCACAGUUGGGUCAGGGAGAUCAUGCCCCCGUCGGCAUCGAAAGCUCCAAAUGCGACCGGAGCAGCGGAGGUAAGAUACUCUGCUGCUAAACAUUCGCCACUUACACCACCAAUGGAUCGAGCCAAGGGAGGCCAGCAGCAACGUCACAGGCAUCCUUUUCUUCUGCCCCAGCAGCAGCAGCAGCAGCAGCGCCAGUCUAGCUUUUCCCUGGGCUGCAUUUUUGAUAAUCCGGUAGCGUUUGAAGACUCUUCGUCGGGUAGAAGGAAAAUUGACUACACCGGCAUCUCCAGUGAAGCGAGAAUGGACAUGCUCGAGUGCCAGAUCAAAAGCGUGGACGCUUGGAACGGUGUGACGAGAGCGCCGGACUUGGUUUCCCCUGCACAGCAGCAGAGGGAGCUUAGGAUGAAGAUGAAGAUCCAAGCGCAGCAGCGUGAAGCCAAAAGGUGGAAACGGGAUGGUGUGGGGGCUUCUCUUCAUAAACAGGCAGCGGAGGUGGAAGACGCGAGCUAUGAUCCGGCGAGACCAGUGGCGAUCCAGACUUGUAGGCGGAAGUUGUGCCUCGAUGAUCCGUUGACAACAGCAACGACGAAUGACAAGGCAGGCUUUAACACCCCUCUUCUGGACGACUGCGAAAUCUACUCGGACGUCUCGGACUCGGUCCCGGAGGAUGUGGGCUUCAAUGGUUUACCAGCGGCCAGAUCAAGGAAAGAGGAGCGGAACACAUCCGGGUUUUGCACGCCAGUUCGUGACGCUCUACAGUCGCGCGCUUGCUCGCCGAUUAGUGACGAUGGGACUGCCUCUUUGAGAUCACUAAAUGCUCUAGACAAUUCCAUGGAAGCAGGCUGCUGUGGCAUUGAGCUUGAGGAUAUUGGCACCGACACUUCGAGAAGGGAAAGCUUUCGGUCCUUGAAAGCUUGUGCCACUGCCCGAGAGGGGCCUUACUUCGUCUAUCCAGGUUGGUCCAUGUGGAGUAGGGAGCACUCGUACAGGUCCCUGACACAGGAUAGUCCGCUCUCCAAGAAUUCUUGCGCCCCGUCGAUAAAAAACCUCCCGGGAGUCAAGACGCUGAGGGCGUCCCUCCGGCAGCACCUUGCAGCGGCAGCAGCGGGACAACGUCACAUAUCUUCUGGAUCCGUGAAGAGAUCUUCUAGCACCAACACCAGAUCGUCGACAGUCUCAGAGAGUACCUCUAUAAGAAAAUCACGGAGGGGAGCGUCUACAACAAACGUUGCUUCGAAAUGUGGGAAGUUUACUGUUGUUGAAGAGGCCAGAGUGCCACUGUUGAAGCCGCAGAGGACGGUGAGAAAGCACUUUUCUCCGAGAAAGCACUGGGAGCCGGUCACGUUUUUCAGGAAGGGGUUGAAGUCCCUGGCCUCGAAGGGAUUCCCGCACGAUGGCUUCAGCUUCCCGUCGGUAUUCCCGCUUCCAGGAUGCGGCCUUCCUCGGCUCGAUCAGAGCCACCUCAUGAAGCCAAAGAGGUUACUCUCCGAGAAGCGACGAAGCCUGCUAGAGAAGAUCCAAGACUCCAAAAACCUGGACGCGACCACCUCUUUCACGGGCUACCUCCAGUGCAUCCUCCGGCAUGGUCUCACGAGCUACAGCUUCUGGAUGGACGAACUUGACGAGGUACUCGUGGCGCGGCUAGAACAGGGAGAUCGUCGAGACAAGUGCUUCUCGUUUUAUACAUGCAAAGGCAAGGACAAAUCCGGGUGGCGGCACUGGCAGAAGAUCCGGAAGCGAGUCGUCAACUUUAUCGGGACGAUGAGCUUCUCCUGCUGCAUAUACACGGAAGUCGACCUCAAAGGCGAAGUCAUGCAUUUCAUGGACUCGGAGUUUUCACUUUUUGACGAGAGGCAACCAGCAAGCACUACUCCGCACCGGCGGACGCACCACUCCAAGUCAAGAGUUGCGUCAUACUUGAAAGCUCUCCUGGGAAGCCCGUGGGAAGGUGGCGAGCACAGCGACGCAGGGAUGAAGCCCAGGAAGGAGCUCGCAGCGAUGGUGAUCCGGGUGCCGCUGGAAGUGAGAAAGGCCAGCGUCACGGUUUCAUGCCAUCACGAGAAGUUCGCGCUGGAGAAGACGUCGUCCACGACCACGACGUGGAGCAGCAUUGUGGGGGCCAAAGGCGAGAGCAUUCACGUCGUACUACCAACAGGGGAUCACGGCCAUCCCACUUACGGUCUGGAAGGUCCUCGGCCCCUCGUGGAGCGAUGGCGGUCUGGAGGACUGUGUGACUGUGGGAGCUGGGACUUGGGCUGUGGGAUGGUCACGCUCUCCAAGGACAAGGACAGCAGCAACAGAGACAACGCAAGCUCGAGCUCCUCCUUGAAUCUCGUCGUCGAGGGUGUGAAGCGCAAGUUCGUGACGAUGAGUUUGUCCCCGUGCCGCGAAGAUGGUCUCUACCGCUUGAGCUUCCAGAGGCCGCUCAUGGGACUCCAGGCAUUCGCGUCGGCCGUGGCGAUCCUCCACAGCAAAAUCCACACUGGCGGAGAGGUGAGAUAUGGCAGCGCUAGCGAGACCAAGCUUCCCGUCACGCUCAUCGCUCGUCGCGACAAGAGCUUGCGAUCGUCGUGCCAUCCAAAUCCGCCAGUCUCGCCCAUCGAAAGACUGUGAGCGCUCGCGAGAGAUCCAUUUCACUUGUAUAUAAAAAAAGCCAUAUCAUUCUCCACGUGGCACUACUAGGCACUGCCACGUGGCUGUACUCUCAUACUUCCAUUAGGCGGCAAAGGGCUUUACAUGCCGCCACAUGGCAACGUCGUGUCAGGUUGCCACUUGGUAGAUUCCACUUGCCACGUUACAUGGCUGCAUGCUCUUCCAUUCACAAGAAGCUUCUCGUUAGCCCUAUGCUUUUCUUA
Molecule: messenger RNA, 3519 nt
Organism: Selaginella moellendorffii
Lineage: Eukaryota; Viridiplantae; Streptophyta; Lycopodiopsida; Selaginellales; Selaginellaceae
Exons: 3
Coding region: 686-3277 (863 amino acids)
Source: RefSeq, a predicted model, not a curated record